GAAUCUACCGGUUUUUUUAAUAAUAAGCUACAGAUAAUUAUUUUGACUUGGUGGUGUGGUACCACUGUUGCUGAUUGAUAUCGUGGCUUAGAAACGUUCAUACUUCGUGGCAGCUGUGAUUGUUUAGAACAUAAAAUAAUAGAAUGGAAAUAGUUCAGGAAAAUUCUAACCAAUAUGUAUUGAGUAUUCCAAUAGCAUUUAUAGUUUUAAUAAUAGUUGGAGCAAUUUUAGUAUUUACUUUUGGGUUCAAGUCUGCUGAGCAACCACCUUUUGACAAACUUACUAAUGAAGAUAGAAAGUUGAUUGGAAAGAAACGAAAACCCAAAGAAAAGAAAACAACAUCUAGUGGGUUUGUCACCAGUGGGGAGAUAAAAAAUGAAAAAGAAUCCAAAAAAUCACCAGGAAAGGAGCAUUUGGAUGUUAAACUGGAACAGAAAGAAAGAAAAAUAGAUAACAAACAACUGGAAAAAAAUAAAAAAAAUGAACCCAUUAAAGUGAAAAGUAAUGAGGAUAUAAAAAACAAGAGGAAUGUAAAGAAAGUUUUAGAAAAACCUGUUGAUUUUGAUGAUGGUAACUGGGAAACAGUUCUUACAAAAUCCGACAAGAAAAAGAAGGGAGACCAAUCGUCUGAAAAAAAGGAGAAAAAAGUGAAGAAACCUGAGAAAGAGGAAACAGAAAAAAAAGUUGAAAUUGUUAUAAAUGAAGAAUCAAAAGAGAGUGACAUAAACAUUGAUCAGAAUUCCACCAAACCAAAAGUAAUUGAUGUUGAAAUUAAUAUUAUUGAAGAAAAAUUAGAGGCAGAAAAUGAAAAGAAGGGGAAAGAAAUCAGAAAAGAAGUCUAUAAUCGAUCAGAUGAACCCGAAGUAAAAAUGAUGUUGGUCAAUUGUCCAGAACCACUUUCACUUGAAACCUCUGCUGAUACUUGUCCUACACAAGAUGCAUUUAUAUCUAAUGAAGCAGCUGCUGUUUUUGACGAGCUCGGGGAUGUCUGGACAGAAACUAGGAUAACAAAGAAAACAAGUAAGAAGAAAGCUCGUAGGGAUAAUUGAAACCACAAAGUUAUAGUUUUAUUUUGCGCAUAUGAACAAUUAUUUUUUUAUCAGGUAUAUGGCAAAUGUCACCGUUACUACUGAUUUGUGAAGAUUUUGCAUCUCACAAUCUGAAAGGGCCCAACCUACUAUUUUAUUUGUUAUUGUAAUAUAUUCAUAGUGGGGUUUAGA
Messenger RNA from Leptinotarsa decemlineata (Colorado potato beetle), 1220 nucleotides. RefSeq lists its product as uncharacterized. Lineage: Eukaryota; Metazoa; Arthropoda; Insecta; Coleoptera; Chrysomelidae. The record is from RefSeq and is a predicted model, not a curated record.